ACCUUCAAGAAAACGUCACACAGAUACGACCAACCGGAUACCGUACAUACACCGGAAAUAUUCAAGACUCUAUCCGGCCUUAGCUGUGUGAAUGGUCACGUGGUGUGUAAGUGCAGCCGAAAUGUCAGAGUGUUCAGCGCUGGAGAGCCUCAUAGAAAUGGGUUUCCCCCAAAUCAGAGCAGAGAAGGCUCUCGCUGCCACAGGGAAUCAGGGGAUAGAGUCUGCCAUGGAUUGGCUUGUUGAACAUGAAGAUGAUCCUGUUGAAGAAGUACUAAAUGAAUCUGUCCAUGAAGAUUCUGAAGGGAAAGAAACAGACACAAGUGCAGUGAGACCUACCCUUACUGAAGAGGAGAAAGAAGUGCAAAGAAAAAGGAUGAUGGAGCUGAUUGCCCAGAAACAACAAGAGCGUGAGGAGCGAGAGAAAAGGGAGUGUGUUGAGCAAGAAAAGCAAAGACGGAAACAGGGGCAAGAGCUGUCGGCAAUCAGACAGAGACUACAGGAGCAAGAGAUGCAGAAAAUUGCAGAGGACAGGAGAAGAGAAAAACAAGAAGCAAGAUUGGCCAGGGAGCGUGUUAAGGAGAAGAUUGCAAGGGACAAAGCAGAACGAGCAAGAAAGUUUGGUGGAACAAUGACUGGUCCAAUUUCACCUCCACUAGAGUCUCCCAUCCCAUCUGCCACACAACAUCCAUCUUCCCUAACACAGGAUGGGCCCAGUGUGAAGGAAUAUGAUCAAUGCCGUAUACAGGUGCGUCUCUUGGAUGGUUCAACAGUGUCUCAGACAUUCCGUGCUCGAGAACAGUUGGCUGCAGUCCGUCUAUAUGUCGAGCUUAAUUGGCCUGGUGGUGCUGUAGAACCAUUCAGUCUCCUGACCAGUUUUCCACGAAGGGUCUUUACAGAGAAUGACAUGGAGAAGCCUUUGCAUGAACUGGGUUUGGUACCUUCAGCUGUUCUGAUUAUUGCCAAAAAAUAAGGUCCAGCCCUAAAGUAGCACAGACAAGAAAAUGGAAACGUCUCUCCGUGUCAGAAACAUAAUACAGGCUUCCUCCCUCUGACCAAUUUCUAUAAUAUGGAGCAGUGUGUAUUAAGACAAAUAAACCAGGCUAACAUUGUCUGUGUGAAGUGUGUUGAAAACCAGUUAUUAAACACUUUUACAAAUGUUACUAAACAAA
Molecule: messenger RNA, 1169 nt
Organism: Spea bombifrons (plains spadefoot toad)
Lineage: Eukaryota; Metazoa; Chordata; Amphibia; Anura; Pelobatidae
Gene: UBXN1
Product: UBX domain protein 1
Exons: 10
Coding region: 92-970 (292 amino acids)
Molecular function (GO): protein binding
Source: RefSeq, a predicted model, not a curated record